UGAAGAUGUUGCUGGUGUUUGGUGUUGUGUUUGAAACACCUAUUUGUGUAGUGGGUGUAUAUUUAAUGCUCCCAAGAGAAGAGUUUCCCGAGCCUCAUUCAGGGGACAUUCAGGCUCCUGUUACCUGCUAGACAGAAGCAACAUACACAAGUAGACUGGUGAUUAGGUCACCCUAUUGACAAACAGUUAGACUGUAGUUAUUUUUGCACUUUCAUGGACCAUGUGGACACCUUAUGCGUCAAAACUUAGAUACACAAAGCAUGCAGUUUUAGUAAGUUCAAAUCCCCCUGUUUGAGUUACCUCAGGUGGUUACUCUAAGAGCGGGAUUUGAACUCUCAUUUUGUAAUUUUGGCUGAAACACUCUUUUCACUCAGCUUUCCAUUCUUCACACCUUUAGUGUGUGAAAAUCAUUGUGGAGAGCCAAGGUAAAAAGAAAAAAAAUAAUUAGAAGGAUUUUUCAUUAACGAUUUGUAAUUAUGUCUUCAAAGAGUAUGAAGUAUAGUAAGAUAGAUAGUACACAUCUUCAAUUGUGAUUAAAGGUGAGCACACAGAAACUUUCCCCCUUCAGCUAAUGAACAUGAAACCAGUUUUGUAGUGUCAACCUCUGUACAUAUCAUUAUUAUACUGUAUGCACAAUGAACCCUGGGCCUGUGUGGUGUACAAUGUUGAGGCAUUCUUUUUAAUGUAGGCUAUUAUUGUUAUUUCUUCGCCCCAUAAUGUUAACUUUGCCUUGUAACUUCUUGAUACCAUGGGCACUAGAGCUAUUAAACAGGUAAAAUCCCAUUUGACAUGCAUUUUACAGUGUUGCCACUCUUGUCAGAGCCUCUGGGUGUACUUUAUGAAUGUCAUGUUUUAUAUUUACAGCCACACUUUUAUAUUAAAUGAUGACCCCAUAGUUUUUCCAUAGGUUGACAAACGUUGACAGUGGCAGCACAGGUUAAUGUGCAGGUCUGUCUUGAAGAGCCCUCACACCUCACCUGUCAAUGUUUGGUCAACCCAUCUCUCUUUUGAACCUCUAGCGUAACAUAAUCUAAAGGGUCGCAGAUUUCCAUGUAACACCGGCGCGAGUGCAUGCCCGCAUCUUUCGUCCGCCGUCAACUCCAGCCGUAAAUGAGUGACUUCGCUUGGGUGCGGUCGCCACUGUUGAGCUGUCAAUCUCCGUUGACCGGCUGACUCUAGAGGCUGGUUUUGUCGUUGCUUUGACGUCAGUGCGAGCUAUAAUGAAGCCGACAACGUGGGUAUAAAAGCCGGUUUGAAGGCUGGCGCUCUGAUGCACCAAGCUCCUGGACUGAUCCGGGUUAACAUCAGGAUACCACACGCGGGAGGGCUGAGGGGAUCAAGAUGCACUUUCUAAGCUUUACUCUCAUCCUUCUACUGCAGAUGACUUUACAGACUGAGCUGCACGGUGCCAAAUGGACAUACAAUGGGCCAGAGGGAGAGCACCACUGGUCCAAACGUUAUCCAUAUUGUGGUGGAGCUUUCCAGUCUCCUAUAGACAUGAAGUCAGAGCUGCUAAGGUUCGACCCAACUUUACGUCCAAUUGAGGUUCAAAACUACAACCUGUCGCCCAACGAGCAGCUUACUCUUGGAAAUAAUGGACAUUCUGUACAAAUAUCACUGCCCUCUAAGAUGUACAUCUCUAGCCUGCCCCAUCGUUACACUGCAGCUCAACUACAUUUCCACUGGGGCUCCUCCAGCAGACCUGCAGGCUCCGAACACAUGGUGAACAGUAAGCAGUAUGCAGCAGAGAUGCAUGUAGUACACUUCAAUUCGGACAAGUAUCCCAAUAUGUCAGUGGCUAUAGACAAAUCUGAUGGACUGGCCGUGCUGGGUGUCCUGAUUGAGGUUGGAGAGUUCAAUCCAGCCUUUGAACAAUUUCUGAAGUUCAUCAAUGGCAUCAAAUACAGGGAUCAGAGAGUGCAGGUGCCCGGUUUCAACAUCAGACCACUGCUGCCUGCACGUUUAGAUGAGUAUUAUCGCUAUGACGGGUCACUGACGACUCCGCCGUGCUAUCCCAGUGUCCUGUGGACAUUGUUCAGGAAUCAUGUAACAAUAUCUCGAAAACAGUUUCUCGCGCUGGCCACAGCCCUCUACUCCUCCCGUGCCCAGGACUCAGACCCUGUGCCUCUAAAUGGCAACUACAGGAAACCACAGCUCGCCGACAGCAGAGUCGUGCUGGUAUCUUUUAACGAGGGCAGAGGACUGCACGGUACUCUUACAGUCACAUCUCCGCUCAGGAGGAAGCGAAUCAUUCAGCAGCUGCUGGUUGGCGACCUAGCAGACCUGGCUGAUGAAGGGCUCUCUCAGCUCCUUCCAAGUGGUUCAGAGACGCUCCAUGCCGGCAAGAAGAAAGACCUCAAGGACCAGCAGAGUGAGACUCUGGCCAAAUCCAAACAACAAACGCUGUAUCCAUCCUCGUGGAAGAAGAGCCAGACCGACCGCUCUGUGGGAAAGUUAGGGCUGGCUGAAGACGCACUGUGCUACAGCUCACUUGAGCAGAGAGUUUUCCAACAGCUCAAACUAUCCCACACUGAGAACAAGCUCGUUCAGGCUCUCAGAGAUGAAGUUUUCCCUGAGCUCAACCUGAAGAGCUACCUGGACUGUAGGUCAGAGUUAUCCCUCCCUGCUAUCAGACAUAUUCUCCGUGGACGGCCAACAGAUGAGGCUUUUGAAUUAGAUCGCUCUCUGACAAAAGCCUUGAUGAAUCAGAGGAGGAUUUCACCAGCAAUCAAGCAAAGUGUGCCAAUGACAAAAGAUGGCAGUCUCCCCCCUGCUACUGUUCCCAGGAAACCACACAGCCAGGGUUAUCCACAUCCCUGGCUUUUGCCAAUGGAGUGGGAAGACUAGAGGGAUUCCUGACAUAGUUGAGACUCACAUUAUGUCACUUUCUGUAGCAGACAUCAGUUGUGUGUCCCACAAUGAAAGACUAAAGCUAUGCAUUUCUUUGGCCAAGCUUUCUCAAAAAUGUAUUUAAAAUUUAAUUCUUCUUUCCAGAGUGUGCACAUAAUUUAUGACUGAUAUAAUCUGAACUAAUAUACUGUAGCUGUUGCUGUUGUGUUAUUGAGGGCAGUGCUGUUGCAUCCUUAUGCAUAACCAGUCAUCACCAUUGACUGUUUCCACUACUGUUAACAAAUUCUUAAACAUUAAGCCAAGCUCAAUAUUUAGAUUUUUUUCAUGAAACUGUGUAAAAACGAGAAACAUGUACUUUUUCACAAAGGGGUCUGAUUGCAUACUUUUGCCUUGCCAUACCAUGCUUUUAAUUAAAGAGCUAUGCACUCCUCACGAAAAUUGUUGUUUUACAAUUUGGUCUUCUGUUCAAAAUGCCAUUUACAAUAAAUAAGGAAAUAGGUACUAUACAUGGGGAACAAUUUUCAAUAAAAGCUUUUUACAUAAAGAA
Molecule: messenger RNA, 3397 nt
Organism: Micropterus salmoides (largemouth bass)
Lineage: Eukaryota; Metazoa; Chordata; Actinopteri; Centrarchiformes; Centrarchidae
Gene: ca12
Product: carbonic anhydrase XII
Exons: 9
Coding region: 1342-2847 (501 amino acids)
Cellular component (GO): plasma membrane
Molecular function (GO): carbonate dehydratase activity; zinc ion binding
Source: RefSeq, a predicted model, not a curated record